Spinacia oleracea (spinach) is the source of this 2303-nucleotide messenger RNA. Its product is annotated as putative indole-3-acetic acid-amido synthetase GH3.9. The transcript has 4 exons. Gene Ontology annotation, molecular function: acid-amino acid ligase activity. NCBI's taxonomy places the organism in Eukaryota, Viridiplantae, Streptophyta, Magnoliopsida, Caryophyllales, Amaranthaceae. The record is from RefSeq and is a predicted model, not a curated record. Gene Ontology annotation, cellular component: cytoplasm. Bases 289 to 2067 code for a protein of 592 amino acids.
CAUAAUCUAUUGGCAUGGGUUUAAGACAGGAAAGUUAUUGAUCUCAAAUCACAAAAAAGAGGCUUUUUGGAGGGUCCACAUUGUGGAUCAAAUCAAGAGAAAUUGCCUCAUUUUAGGAUGCAAUGACGUGGGAGGAACACUUAGCCUAGCUAUUGCUUUGCCCGUCCUCAUUAUAUAUAGGUGCAUUACGUUGUAAGGCUCUUGCAUGAGAUCGAAAUACUUGUGGCUUUUGUUUUCAAAACAGCGCGUAUUUCUGUCUCUGUGUGUGUGUGUGUGUGUGUGUUUAUCAUGGACGGGAAGAAGUUUGAGUACAAAGGUGAGGAGGCGUUGAAGGAGUUAGAUAGGCUUACAUUGAAGGCUGAUGAAGUUCAAGAGAAACUAUUAAAAGAGAUUAUUACCAGGAAUGGUGAAACUGAGUAUCUGAACAAGUAUCUCAGAGGCUCGAAAGAUGUCUCUACCUUCAGGAAUCUUGUUCCUGUCAUUGGUUAUAGUGGCAUUAAGCCUUACAUUCAGAGAAUUGCCAAUGGCGAGGACUCUUCCCUGAUUUCUGGCCAUACUAUUGUGGAGAUGCUAUGCAGCUCAGGGACAUCAAAUGGAGAACCCAAGUUGAUGCCUUCAAUUGCUGAGGAUCUUGAUAGGAGAACUUUCUUGUAUAACCUUACCAUGCCGGUUGUCAACCAGUACAUUCCUGGUUUGGAUAAAGGAAAAGCCAUGUACCUCAACUUUGUCAAGGCAGAAAUGUCUACUUCUUGUGGGCUACCAGCAAGAUCUGUACUUACUAGCUAUUACAAGAGCAAGCAUUUUAGAGGCCGAGCGAGAAACAUUCCCUUUCAUGACUACACUAGCCCUGACCAGGCCAUCUUGUGUGAAGACAGCACCCAAAGCAUGUACUGUCAGUUACUUGCUGGUCUUGUAUUCCGUCACCAAAUUCUUCGUCUUGGAGCUGUUUUUGCCUCAGCCUUAUUGCGUACAGUAAGUUUUCUGGAGAAAAACUGGGUGAAACUCUGCAAUGAUAUAAGAAAAGGAAAGUUAGAUGCCUCAAUUACAGACCCUGAAUGUCAAUUGGCUAUGUCAAGCAUAGUUUCACAGCCUAAUCCUGGUUUAGCUACUGAGAUUGAGGAGAUUUGUGGUGGUUCAUCAUGGAAAGGGAUACUCUGUAGGCUCUGGCCUAAGGCUAAGUACAUUGAAGCAGUGGUUACAGGUUCAAUGGCACAGUAUGUUCCAUCACUCGAGUAUUACAGUGAUAAAAAAUUACCAUUAUGCAGCCUAAUGUAUGCUUCAACAGAAUCCUUUUUUGGUAUUAACUUGAAUCCCUUGGAUGAUCCAUCUGAAGUCUCCUUUACCCUUCUGCCUAACAUGUGCUACUACGAGUUUAUUCCACUUGGCGAAAGUUCUUGGUCACUUGAUGAAGAAAUGGAGGUACCCUCGAGUAAGCUCGUGGAUCUUCUGCAAGUCAAACUUGGAUGUUAUUAUGAAAUUGUUAUCACCACCUUUGCUGGUCUCUGUAGAUACCGCAUUGGUGAUGUGCUGAAAUGUACAGGCUUCUACAAUAAGGCACCACAGUUCAAAUUCAUAUGCCGUAGAAACGUUGCUUUGAGCCUAGACAAUGACAAGACAAGUGAGGAAGACUUGCACAAGAGUAUAACAGCAGCAAAAAAGCUGUUAGACCCUCACAACGCGAUCCUGUUAGAGUACACAAGCUUUGCAGACACCUCUUCAGUGCCAGGACACUAUGUCCUAUACUGGGAAGUAGUACAUGUCAAGUCUAAAAUCCUACAUGCUUCACUUGCUCAAGUCCUUGAGGAAUGCUGCAUAGCUGUUGAAGAAGAGCUCGAUUACACUUACAGAAGGUGCAGGUCUCAUGACAAGGCUAUAGGACCAUUGGAAAUCAGGCUUGUUAAGACUGGCACAUUUGAGAGUUUGAUGGAUUUCUGCAUAAGUCAAGGAGGGUCUAUUAACCAGUAUAAAACACCAAGGUGUAUCAACUCUAAAGCCCUUCUGAAGAUGCUCGAAAUCAAUGUCAAAGGACGCUUCUUUAGCCCGAGGGAUCCGAUAUGGAUUCCUUAAAACAUAAGUGGAUUAUAUAUCAUCAAAAAUCUAGUGAAAAAUAAGAUAUCUCUGCUUAAUUCAAGGUUGAUUAGUGAAGUAUUAUUCCAAAUUUCCAAUAUAUGUGCCUCUGUGUUGCAAACAGUUAGUUGCUGCACUUUUUUAGUUUUUGUGGGAGAAUCUGAGUCUACUUUGUAAAAUGACUGCUUAGUGAACUAUUAUUCCAAUAUAUAUAUGUCCUGUCUUUUCUUUGGUCA